Messenger RNA from Talaromyces rugulosus, 1515 nucleotides. RefSeq lists its product as uncharacterized. Gene Ontology annotation, biological process: UDP-N-acetylglucosamine biosynthetic process. Gene Ontology annotation, molecular function: UDP-N-acetylglucosamine diphosphorylase activity. Lineage: Eukaryota; Fungi; Ascomycota; Eurotiomycetes; Eurotiales; Trichocomaceae. The record is from RefSeq and is a predicted model, not a curated record. The transcript has 3 exons. The coding region runs from base 1 to 1515 and encodes 504 amino acids.
AUGGCUGCCGUUGUCCAAAACAUCCUGAGCAAGAUCCAGGGCAAAGCUCAGGAUGGCCCCAGCGAGCCCUCUGCUGAGGAGUUCCAGCAGCUCAAGGCCAAAUACGAGAGCGCCGGUCAGGGCCACGUCUUUACUUUUUACGAAGAGCUGCAGUCCGCCGAAAAGGGCUUGCUCUUCCAGCAGCUCCAGACCUUUAACCCCAACCGCAUCAACGAGCUAGCCGACAUCGCUCUCAACCCGCCCAAGGCCUCAUCUGAGCCCGCCAAGCUCGAACCUCUGCCCGCGUCGGCUACAGCAUCCGUUCUAGACUCGGAUCCUAGCGAUUUGCAGCGAUAUUACGAUGAGGGUCUCAAGAUUGUCGCGGAGAACAAGGUGGCUGUCGUCCUCAUGGCCGGUGGGCAGGGCACCCGCCUCGGCAGCUCGGACCCCAAGGGGUGCUUCGAUAUCGGUCUUCCCAGCCACAAGACUCUCUUCCAGAUCCAGGCAGAGCGCAUUGCAAAGAUCCAGGGCCUUGCAGAGAAGGUGUCCAACAAGAAGGCAGUGGUGCCGUGGUACGUCAUGACCAGUGGUCCGACCAACAAGCCGACCGAGGAGUUUUUCCAGAAGAACAACUUCUUUGGUCUCGACAAGGAAAACAUUAAGUUCUUUGAACAGGGCGUGUUGCCCUGCAUCUCCAAUGACGGAAAGAUUCUUCUGGAGAGCAAGUCCAAGGUUGCUGUCGCUCCCGACGGCAACGGCGGUAUUUACCAAGCCCUCAUCACCUCCGGCGUCAGGGAAGAUAUGCGGAAACGCGGCAUCGAGCACGUCCAUACUUACUGUGUGGACAACUGCCUUGCCCGUGUAGCAGACCCGAUCUUCAUCGGCUUUGCAGCCUCCAAGAACGUCGACAUUGCCACCAAGGUGGUGCGUAAACGAAAUGCGACCGAAUCUGUGGGAUUGAUUCUCCAGAAGAACGGAAAGCCCGACGUGGUGGAAUAUUCCGAGAUUGACAAGGCGACGGCGGAAGCCAUCGACCCUGAACACCCGGGAGUGCUCAAGUUCCGCGCCGCCAAUAUUGUCAACCACUACUACUCAUUCCGAUUCCUGGAAUCGAUCGAAUCAUGGGUUCACAAGCUGCCCCAUCACGUAGCCCGCAAGAAGAUCCCGUCUGUGGAUUUAGCAACGGGAGGAACCGUGAAGCCCGAAUCGCCCAACGGCAUCAAGCUGGAACAGUUUGUGUUUGACGUGUUCCCGCUCACGCCGCUUGACAAAUUUGCCAGCAUCGAGGUCCGACGUGAAGACGAAUUCUCCCCGCUCAAGAAUGCCCGAGGCAAGGGUGAAGACGACCCAGACACGAGUAAGAGGGAUAUUAUGCUGCAGGGCAAGCGCUGGAUUGAACAAGCCGGCGGAAUUGUCGUCACCGAAGGCGACAACGCUGGCGUCGAAGUGUCUCCGCUGAUCAGCUACGGAGGCGAAGGUCUAGAAUUCUUGAAAGGCAAGGAAGUCCGCGCAACAGCUGUCGUCGAGAAGGAAUAA